Sardina pilchardus (European sardine) is the source of this 2457-nucleotide messenger RNA. RefSeq names its product mitochondrial elongation factor 2 (gene mief2). Gene Ontology annotation, cellular component: mitochondrial outer membrane. The transcript has 5 exons. Lineage: Eukaryota; Metazoa; Chordata; Actinopteri; Clupeiformes; Clupeidae. The record is from RefSeq and is a predicted model, not a curated record. Gene Ontology annotation, biological process: mitochondrion organization; positive regulation of mitochondrial fission. Bases 256 to 1785 code for a protein of 509 amino acids.
ACAGCUGCUGCAGGUCGGACCGGCUGCGCGUUGGCUGAUUUGCGUGUCAGUCAAGCACGCCGUGCCCGUGACUCCUGACUAGUGUUUUGUCGCGAGGAAACCGUAGGCUACCGACUGAGUGCACGGUAAAUGCUAAGCUAUCUAAACGACAGUUUCGGCUAAUACAGCAGCGGUUGACUCGUGUGCACAGAUGUUGCUGUGGACAUGAACUGACCCAAGACAGUGGCCCCUAGGGCUGUCCUUGGAGAGGAAGUGAUGUAUUACAAUGGGCGGAGGCGGGGACAGGAUGGCGUCGGCGCGGUCAUUGACUUCCUAUUGGCCAACGCGCGGCUGGUCAUCGGAGUGGGAGGAGCUGCCAUACUGGGGAUCGCCACACUGGCAGUGAAGAGGGUCAUUGAACGUGCAGGAAGGAGGGCGGAGGAGAACAAGCCGAUGACGGACAGCUGGGAGGAGCUUAGCCUGGUUAGCUCCUCCCCUAAACUGCUGAAGAAGGGAAUUGAGGAUGUGGUCAUGAAGAAGAUCGCCGUAGCAACCCGAAAAGCUGAUCUGUCCCAGGCGCUCCCCGCUGCUCCUGCGCUGGAUAUCCGCCCUGCAGAGCGUGAGCGUGUGUGUGAGCGUGUGUGUGUGGCGACUCCUCCUCCCCCGCGUGUGUGUGUGUCGCUGCAGGAGCGUCUGGCGCAGUACUACGCGGCGCGCGUGUGUGUUCCCGCCCCCGUUGCCAUGCGCGCUCAGAGCCGCGCCCUCGAGGUUGCCACGGAGAUCCAGGCCUUCCUGUGCGCCAAACACCCGCACAUGCCCCUCGGAGAAAUGCGCCUGGCCGGGUCACUCCUCGACGACCUGCAGGUCAUCAGCGCUGACCACACCACCCUACUGGUCCACCUACAGGUGGAGGACUCGCUGUGGUCGGCAGUGCGCGGAGAGGACACCUUCCUGUCCCACCCCCAGCUGUAUCUGAUUCGCCGAGAGAACCUGGAGUACUUCCCCCGGGGGCGGAGCUACUGGGACCACUUCCUGGUGGGCGGGUACCUGUCCGCGCGCCUGGUCGCCGAGCAACUGGCCAAGUCGGUCACCGAGGCGAUGAACUGGCCGUCGCUGAGCGGCUCGCUGGGGUGCGAGGUGCGGCCCGUCCUGGGCGCCGACGGCAACGCCGCCGCCAUCCAGCUGGAGGUGUCUCCUAGCAACGAGGAGGAUGGGGAGGAUGCGGAGGAUGGGGAGGAUGGGGAGGAAGAGGAAGAGGAGCGGCUCUUUGUGCGUGUGCUGCCGACGCUCUGCAUCGGAGACGAGUCCGUCUGUGCCGUUCGCCCACCCCCACACACACACACGCACACGCACACACACACACGCACUCCCGCCACAGCAGCGCACACACACUCACACUCACACACACCCUGCUGUGAGCACGCCUGGUUCUACAGCCUGUACCCCAAGGAGGCGGGGCUUCUGGCCAGCCUGGACCAAUCGGACGGCGGCGUGAGGAGGAAGUGCCUGAAAACGCUGAAGGCCGUCUGCCGCACCAACCCGACGCUGCGACCCCUCACGGGUCGUCACCUAGGCAACCUGCUGCUGCACCUCAGCGACAAGGCCACCGAUUGGUCCGAGGAGGCCUUCAGCGGGCGGUUUCAGGAGGCCAUCGAGGAGCUGAUUGGCUAUCUGGAGAUCGGGCGCCUCCCCAACUACUUCAAACCAGCUGUCAAUCACCUGCAGGAGUUCAGCGAGGACGAAAUCGACGAGAUGGGAUUCAUGCUGUACUGUGCAGUGUCCCAGCCAGAGAUAUUACUCAUCUAACACACACACACACACACACACACACACACACACACACACACACACGAGAUGGGAUUCAUGCUGUACUGUGCAGUGUCCCAGCCAGAGAUAUUACUGAUCUAACACACACACACACACACACACACACACACACACACACACACACACACACACACACACACACACACACACACACACACACACACACACACACACACACACACACACACACAUCGACGAGAUGGGAUUCAUGCUGUACUGUGCAGUGUCCCAGCCAGAGAUAUUACUGAUCCAACACACACACACACACACACACACACACACACACACACACACACACACACACAUCGACGAGAUGGGAUUCAUGCUGUACUGUGCAGUGUCCCAGCCAGAGAUAUUACUGAUCUAACACACACACACACACACACAAGAUGGGCUUUAGCCAUGUUAGAAGUAUUACUCACCAGAAUGUUGCAUAUAGACACAGACUUUGGGGUCUUUCAGAGGUUUUACAUAAUAAUAUUAAAUAUAUAUAAAAUAUGUAUCUUAUAUAAUCAAAUACACACACUCUUUCUCUCUUUCUUUUUCUCACACACACACACACACAACGUUCUGGAGUGCACUGGUGAUGUGAAUAGACAUGAAUAAUGUAGAGUGUGUGUGUGUGUGUGUGUGUGUGUGUGUAAGAGAUAU